This is a messenger RNA of Catharus ustulatus (Swainson's thrush), 1430 nucleotides long. It is a transcript of the gene COPE, whose product is annotated as COPI coat complex subunit epsilon. Bases 50 to 958 code for a protein of 302 amino acids. Gene Ontology annotation, biological process: endoplasmic reticulum to Golgi vesicle-mediated transport; intra-Golgi vesicle-mediated transport; retrograde vesicle-mediated transport, Golgi to endoplasmic reticulum. Gene Ontology annotation, molecular function: structural molecule activity; protein binding. Gene Ontology annotation, cellular component: COPI vesicle coat. The record is from RefSeq and is a predicted model, not a curated record. NCBI's taxonomy places the organism in Eukaryota, Metazoa, Chordata, Aves, Passeriformes, Turdidae. The transcript has 10 exons.
CCCGGCGGCCCGCGCGGCGCGGGCGCUUCCGGGGACGUGGCUGAGGGCAAUGGCGGGCACGGCGCCGGCCGGGGAGCCGGACGAGCUCUUCGACCUCCGCAACAACUUCUACAUCGGCGCCUACCAGGCCGCCAUCAAUGAGGCGCAGCGGGCUAAGCCGGGCAGCCCCGAGAAGGAGCUGGAGCGCGACGUGUUCCUGUUCCGCGCCUACCUGGCCCAGAGGAAGUUUGGGGUGGUGCUGGAGGAGAUCAGGCCCAGUGCCAGCCCCGAGCUGCAGGCUGUCAGGAUGUUUGCAGAGUUCCUGGCCAACGAGAGCCACAGGGACUCCAUCGUGGCAGAGCUGGACAAGAAGAUGGCCAAGAGUGUGGAUGUGGCCAACUGCACCUUCCUGCUGAUGGCAGCCUCCAUCUACCUGCACUCCCAGAACCCUGAGGCUGCCCUCAGGGCCCUGCACCAGGGGGAGAGCCUGGAGUGCUUGGCCAUGACCAUCCAGAUCCUGCUGAAACUCGACAGGCUCGACCUGGCCAGGAAGGAGCUGAAGAAAAUGCAGGAGCAGGAUGAGGAUGCAACCCUGACCCAGCUGGCCACAGCCUGGGUGAACCUGGCCUUGGGUGGGGACAAGCUGCAGGACGCGUUUUACACGUUCCAGGAGCUGGCAGAGCGCUGCUCCCCCUCGCUGCCCCUGCUCAAUGGCCAGGCCGCGGCUGCCAUGGGCCAGGGCCGCUGGGACGAGGCCGAGGGGCUGCUGCAGGAGGCCCUGGACAAGGACAGCAGCCACCCUGAGACGCUGCUGAACCUCGUGGUGCUGUCCCAGCACCUGGGCAAGGCCCCCGAGGUCACCAAUCGUUACCUGUCCCAGCUGAAAGAUGCUCACAAAAAUCAUCCCUUCAUCAAGGAGUACCAGGCCAAGGAGAACGACUUUGACCGCCUGGCCCUGCAGUAUGCACCCAGUGCCUGAGCUGGGGCACAAAAAUUUCCUCUGGGACACAAAAAAAUCAGCCUGGGACACAGAAAUUCCAUCUGGAACACAAAAAAUCUUCUCUGGGACACAAAAAAUUCCCUCUGGAACAUUAAAAAAUCACCCUGGGACACAGAAAAAUCACCCUGGGACAUAAAAAAAUAAUUCUAGAACCCAGAAAUUUCUUCUGGAACACAAAAAAUUUCCUCUGGAACCCAGAAAUUCUUUCUGGAACAUAAAAAAUUCCUUCUGGAACCCAAAAAAAUCACCCUGGGGCACAAAAAAAUCACCCUGGGACAUAAAAAAUUCCCUCUGGAACCCCAAAAAUUCCAUCUGGGACACAAAAAAAUCACUCUAGAACCCAGAAAUUCCAUCUGGAACACUAAAAAUCCUCCCUGGAACACAAAAAAUCUUCUCUGGGACACAGAAAAAUCACCCUGGGACACAGAAAUUCCAUCUGGAACCCCAAAAA